CGCUUAACUAAUCUGCUAGAGAGGGGCUUAGCGUUUUGCUUCUCUUGAAUAAUUUCCAGAACUGAAACAUACCUUUUGCUUCUGUUUUUUCUAAAAAAAUGUCUUGGCUUAAGCAAGAACAAUGAGGGGACUGCAGUAGCUGGCUCCCUUGCCAUCAGGGAGCAUCACUGCAGUCAGUAGAAUUUCUGUAUCUCUUUAUAUACUUGGUAUAUUUUGUGUAGCUUUCUAACUCCUUUCUCAUGUUGUUUUAUGCAAAUUCAUGUUAUUUUACAGUGUUUGAAGAAGGAAAGAUGCUUCAGUUUUUCUGUGAGGUUUUUCAAAUAGAUUUCUCAAACUUAAUGUAAUCUGUAGCUUGCUUCUUGGUAUUUUAUCAUGAUUGUUGUCAUUUUUCUGUUGGGACAUCAGUGGAACUACUAUUAGAUCUAGUCUUGUAAGCUAGAGAUACUUAUUUAGAACAUUCAUGCAAAUAUAUAAUUUGGUUUUAAUUUGUAGUUGGAAUAGGUAUGAAAAAAUCUUAAUGUCAAAUGAAAGACAUAGCUCUUCUAUAAAUUUUGUGUAUGUAUGUGGGUAGGUAGGUGGAUGGAUCAGUUUAACUCUUUAUUUACCAGACAUUAUUUUUUUAAAAAAUUAUUUUUAUGAUCACAUUUAGCUUGAGUUUUUGAAAUAACAACUUUCUAUUGCAUAUAGCAGUUUUGAAGGCUGAAGAACCCCAUUAACUCCUGAUUUUGAGUUACGUAGUAGAUAUGUCUUCUAACAGGAAAAUUAUUAAAAACAAAAAUAUAUUUUUGACCAUCUGUGUUCUGAUACUUGGCUUGAUACUGUUUGAGCUGUCUGAAGCAGUUAUGUGCAGCCAUAAUACUAAUUAAUUGCUGUGCUACAUCUGAAUAUUCCUACACUCCUUACAAAGGAUUUUGUGUGGUUUUGACUCACUCACCUGGGUUUACCGUGUGCCAUAUGGUCAUUCUAAAAAUUAUUUUUCCUAGAAACAGCUGUGUUUAUACAACUGACUCUUCUUUUAGACAAUCAAAUUGAUACACGGAUAUUCUAAUUCAUUUAUAGGUGCAUAGAUAAAACCUGAAAAUGGAAACAAACCACAAAGUAUAUUGCCAAAACCUGGAUUUACCUAUGUUACAGGUUCAUUAAAAUAUUUUACUAGUGAUCAUUAAAAAAGGUAGCAUUUUUGAGGCAGUGCUCCCACAGAAACAAAAGUAGCCCAACUUCUGGCUUCAUCCAAAAAAAAUUUAGCAGUUACAAGCUGAAGGCAUUCAUACCUGAUGGCUGAAGGUAAUACAUAUCUCCAGAACUAGUUCUAAAGAAGGGGGAAAAAUCCUAUUUUGAAUUUGUCAUGUAGUACUGGGAAGACGUUACAGAAACUGCUCUUCAGGAAUGGUAAUGCCACUGAGAUUCAGAAAGAGGGUUAUUGCUCAUACUUCAAAACGUGAAACCAGAGAAGGCUAUUUUUUAAUCUUGGAAACAAAAUACAUAUUUUCACUGUUACACCACUGUCCAGGUCAAUGUUAUGUUGGCUUUUUCAUUUAGUAAGUGCAUGUUGUCUAGCCAUAUGGAAAAAGUCAGAGACAAGCUCAAAGGGCAUAUAAUUGUUUUUCUUCAUUUGGUUGCUGAAUUGGAAACCUGAGAGAAGGAAUGUUCAUAGCCUAAUAAAAACAAGUAUAUUUUUUUUCUUAGCAGAAUGAAAAGUUAUAAAUACAUUGUAAAAUACUCGAACAAAAUCAGUAGAAGGGGAAUGAAUGGUUGACUGUGGUAACAUCUGUUUUCAUUAGUAAUUUAGUGUUAGAAACAUGGGAAAAUCCAAGCUUGGGUGUAUGUUGCCCUCUCUCUCCUCCAGAGCUUUUUACCCCUUAUGGAACACGCUUUUAAGAAGUCAUUGAUGCAAAUGCAUAGAGAAGAAACAACUUUCUUCCUAAGCAACUAGGCUGUAACAGAGGACAAGUAUUCCUGCGUACUCUUCUUGCCUGUUAAAUGUGAAUGUGUAUCACUAGGGGAGGUUGAGCUUACACCACUCCAGAAUACCCUGCUGCUUAGUAAUUGUCAUGGUCUCGGAUGAAGCAGGAAAAGUGGGUUUGCAUCCCCAGACAGGAGAAUUGGAUGCAGGACUCUGAGCAUGCACACAAGAUGUAAAACUCAUCUAUUCUGAAAAGAUUUCCAGAAAAUGUUGGUUUUUUGUGAUUUAGCCCAAAUUCACAACGUGUUUCUGUGUUGCUGGAACUACCAUUUUAGCAAAGGUAAAGUCAUCUGGGAAGAAAGAUAGACAGGGAAGGAGAGGUGGUUGCUGUAGUUUGGUGGGACUCCUGCAGGAGAAGGUCUUUUGGAAAGGCAAGCAGAUAUUCUGCCCAGGAAGAUCGACUGAGGCAGUCUGAAAAUCCACAGCUGCUUUGUAUUUCAUGAGCAGGUUAAAGACUCCUUUGUGGUGAACAGAGGCUAGAGAAAGCAUUGAGAUGUGGUCUCUGAUUCCCAUGGGUGGUCACCACUUGGCUCUGUCACAGCAGUCUGCGUGCUGGGAAGCAGACAGAAGCUUGGUUGUAAAGUAUGCGGUCUGUUUUGAGGAUAUUCUGUGCCUUGCUGAUUCCUCAUCUUUGUCAGAUAUCACCCUUGAUGGCAAUCCAAUAGCUCAGGAGACAUGGUACAAACACACUGUUCUCCAUCAUAUGAUGCAGCUCCGACAGCUAGAUAUGAAGAGAAUCACAGAAGAAGAAAGACGUAUGGCAUCUGUUGCAGCAAGGAAAGAGGAAGAAAAGAAGCGUGAAAGCCAUAAACAGACCUUGCUUAAGGAAAAGAAACGGUUAACAAUUUGUAAUAUUGCACGUCAGUGGGAGAUACAGCAGAAUCGAAUAGCUCUUGUGGAUUCUUUAAACCAAGAUAAAGAUAAUGAACCCUGUCAGAUCAAUGGCAGUGCUGCUUAUGUAUUUCCUGAAGAAAGCAGGUCUCUUGAUACAAUAUUGAGCAGUGCAGUACAAGGUUUGUCUGUUCUUGAGUCUCAUUUAGUGGAAGUGGAAGGAGACACUCUUUGCUUGUAUGGUGCUGGAGCACUGGAGUGCCUGGAUCGAAACUGGAGUGUUCAAACAGCUGGAAUUAUUGUCACAGUCUCCUUUAUAUUCAUAGAGUUUGAUGAAAUUGUUCAAGUGUUAACAAAACUGAAGAUGAAAUUUCCUAAUUCUGUGCACCUGAAGUUUAAGGAGACAAAUCUUGUGACACUGCAGCAAUUCAAUGCAUUAGCCCAGAUGCAUCACAUUGAACAGUUGACAGUUGAUCCUCAGGGAAAUCCAGUUGUUAACUUUACUUUGUGGAAGUACUACGUUCUGUUUAGACUGAACCAUUUUAAUCUACAGAAGAUAAAUGGAGUAAAGGUUACUGAAAAUGAUAUUGUAAUGGCAGAAAGGCUCUUUGGCAUUCUGGCCUAUGUAGCAUCUUCUGAGCUGCCACAUUAUCGCAUGCUUUCAUUAUUUGGAGAAUCUAGGAAGAAGCAAUUCCAUUGUCUGCUGGAGGGAAAGGGAAAGAAAUCCGGGCUUGGAAGUGAGGAAAGUACUAACAACAGAAGAAAUGGAGGAGAAACCACAACUCGAGCAACAUUGAAUUACGAGACAAAGGACUUUCAUAUGGAAAAGCUGGAGGAAAUCAAGGAAAGAAAAACAUUUUGCCAGACGUACGUCGAGAAGUUAGUGAAAGAAGCGGCUGACAUCAAUAUGAAAAACGAAUCCUUGCAGAAGCUCUGGCCUCAAAUGUUCAUUGAGCUUGUCAGAGAUGCAGUGAUAGAAAUACGCAAUAAAAAUUCCUACAUGAAACUCUGCUUACAGCGGAUCACUGAUCAAAAACAGUAGAGUCAAGGCUUGUUGUCUUGCAAGCUUUUGGUUUCAGUGUUCUGUGAUGUUUUACAAACUUAAAACAAUAGAAUAUAAAAUUACUAUAACUAUGGCAUACUCUACUCCCCAUCCCCCUGAAGGGAUGUCUUCAAAUCUUAAUUAACUCUUGAUAGUUUUGAAAUAAAAGUUCAAUGCAUACUGCUUCCUUGGCUAAUUGAUGAGAUCGCACAGAAGUAACUUGGUGGUUGUCAUUUUCUACUAAGUUCUUGGUUGUUUUUUUUUUGCUACGCUUGCUUCUGUAGUGCUAUAGCAUUUAUUUUUUUUUUUAAGGAUGAGUUUAUACUCUGCUUGCCUUAUUUUUAUUGAACACUUUUCAGUUGUCACCUUUUUGACUAUUUGCUGCUGUUUAAAAAAAAAAAAAAUCACGAAUAGUAGCCUUGGCCUAUCAAUCCAGCCUGUCCAGGUCCCUCUGUAGAGCCUUCCUACCCUCAAGCAGAUCAACACUCCCGCCCAAUUUGGUGUUGUCUGCAAUCUUACUGAGGGUGCACUCGAUCCCCUCAUCCAGAUCAUUGUUAAGGAUAUUAAACAAGACUGGCCCCAACACUGAGGUCUAGGGAACACCACUUGUGACCAGCUGCCAACUCGAUUUAACUCCAUUAACGACAACAUUUUGGGCUCAGCCAUCCAAGCCAUCUUUUUUUCUUCAUGGAGGCAGUUUUGACACAGGCUAUAGGCCAACUUAACUUUGGCAACAUCUCCAAGCUAGAUGAACCAUUGUCCUUGUUAUUGUUUGGUUCCACUUGCAGACCCUUAUACCUACUAUGUAAGGGCACCUGGGAAGGUUGGGUAGUCAGAGAGGAGAUGCACCUGCUGUGCCAGGCAGGAACUUGUUGCCGUUGUCCCCCAUCCCUUAAGUCACUGUGUUCAGCCAGGCAGAGAGAGGAUAGGGAAUUCUAUAUAUCAUGUGUCCUGACUGCCUGUUGGGUCUGUCUCAGGGAAGGUAGGGGUGCGAUUCCAGUAGCCUAUCUCUCUCUUGCCCUCCCUGAUACCCCUCACCAUACAUACCUCCUCCCGGAGCUUUCUCACUAAACAGAGGAGUUCCACUACCUUGCUGGGUUUGGAGAAAAAGUAUUUUCUAUUUGCUUACUUUGCCUCAGGGAGCCUUCAGAAGGUUCUUUGGGGUUUUUGCCUUUCUGGUUUUUUUGUUGGUUGGUUGGGGUUUUAAAAUUUUUUUUAAUAAAGUGAAAAAGGAAGAAAAGGUGAAAGAAUAAAAGUGGGUUGUAGAGGAAUCUUGUAAGAAAUUGAAUUUGGUUGACUAUAAAAAAUUAGAAAUGUUUUCCCCCAUCUCUUAAAACAUUCUUUUAGCUUUUCUUUUUAAAAGCAUAAAUACAUAUGCACAGACAGUGUGGUGUGUUUUAUGUCUUUUCCAUGUCUUCCUAUAAGUUCUGCUAUCUUACAGAACUUGAGAUUUUUUUACAGGGUGGGGAGAAGUAAGAAACCUAGUAAAAAGCAUGCUAGAUGCUAGCUUUUUUGUAUUUUUUCUCUCUGCUUGGAAGGUUUUGUUCAACAGCAUGCACAUCUGUGUGAUUUCACUGACUGCUGCCUAGGCAAUGACAGGUGGUCCAAAAAUCUUGAUUCUGUUGGGGAGAAAGCUGUUCAAGAGCACUGGGAGCAGGGCUAAAGGCAGCCUAUGAGCACUUAGGACCAAAACAUCAGAAAGAUUUUUGAACUCUUCCUUGGAAGGGCUUGCAUGCUACAAAUGCUAGAUUUGGGAAUGAAAUAUGACUCAGAGUGCUGAUGUCAGUAAGAACCAAGGAAACAGAAAAAUUAUGUGGGAGACUAACGUGUAAUUAAAAAUUCAGAGGUGACUUUUCUUUUUUCAACAAAACAUUGUUCUGCCCAGAGCCAAGCAAUAGUUUGGGUAACAGUUAAAAGAUUUACAGAGCAUUUAAUUGGCACUGGGUAGUGGAUUGUUAUUGUUGUUCUCAAGUAUAGUGACAGUUGUUCAUAACCCCCAGAGUCCUUUUGCAGCUACUGCUCUUGUUGCUUGAGACAGGACAAAUAUUGGACAAGCUUUAGAGAAGAAAUGGAGAGGGAGAGACAAACAGAAUUGUUUAACUCUGGCAUUCCCCUGAAAGAGAUACACAAGAAGGUAAAGAAUUAUUUUCUUGUAAUUCGAGUAUCUUAGAGAUUAAGUGCUGAAUCCAGUCAUGCAUGGUGGUAGAAUUUAUACUUUAAAUAUCUGUAAUACUCUUGAUCAUUUCCUAGUAGUUUUAAAGGAUCCUAAACAAGUUCUUUCUUUCUGGAAUGCUAGACAUGCAUAACACAAAUAGCACUAACCUUUUCAAAGCAGCAAGAACAAUACCUUUCAAGAGUCAAGGUAAAAGUCAAGCCUUUCUGCAUAUAGUAUUGAGCAUUUAACACUUAAGCACAGCAGAAGAUAGCCUGGAAUGACAUAUGGUUUCCAUCUACUGAUAUAAUUAGACAAGAGAUUGUAAAGUUAAUUUAAACUACAGUGGUGAAGAUAUUGUGCCCUUGAUUGUGGUGUGUUUGUAUUACAUGCUCACGUAGUCUAGACAUCUUACUUGGUUAUCCAAAUAAUGCUGGUAUUAAUGUAAUUCAUGCUCAGUGAAAGAAAUCAUAGCAAUAUGUAGAGAAGCCAUGACUUUGCAGUAAUAAAAAAUGCUGAGUUCAUUGAUUAGCUAUUAUAUUACACUUUGAAAUUAUAUUGUGAGACUAUGUGCUGUGGUUUGUGUUCUAUAUGGAUAUGUAGCACAUUUGCUGCCUAUUCGCAUUAGGCUUCAAUGAUCUAUGUUUUCUAAUAAAGUAAAGAAAUAAUUCUGAAGAAUGAUAAAAGAAA
Phalacrocorax carbo (great cormorant) is the source of this 6678-nucleotide messenger RNA. Lineage: Eukaryota; Metazoa; Chordata; Aves; Suliformes; Phalacrocoracidae. The record is from RefSeq and is a predicted model, not a curated record.